CGCUGGCAUUUUGAUGCGUCCCCGCUCGGGGUUCGGGCGCCAGCGUCGCGGCGCGAACUACGCCGAGCCUCAGUUAGCGCCAGCCGCGUGCGGAGAUAUGUCUUUGUUAGUUUGUGCUGCAGGAAGGCCCGUGUUUUAUUGAGUUUAUGAGAAGCCGGUAAUGGCUUAGCCGGCACGAGCGCAGGUCGCAGAAAGCAUGGCCAGAGUGCAGGUGGUCAGGUGGACUUGGGCUAUGUUGGCUGGACUGUGCGCUCUGGCCACAUGCGAAGUACAACAGCAAUGUCCCUCCCGUACGGAAAUGUCACCAUGUUUGUGUAUGACGAAAAAGAAUGGCCUCGACAUCUUGUGCGAGUUCACCGACCAGCAGCACAUCGUAGACGCAAUGAGUAUAUUGAAGAGGAAAUCACAAAUAAUAUUCUACCUCAAGCUACGUCACAACAACCUGAGGAAACUGCCAGGAUUCGUGUUUCUAGGGCUGGACAUACGACAUCUAACAAUCCACAACAGCAGUCUGAGCGUUGUGGAGGAAUCCUCGCUGAGUUCGAUAGGUAAAAUGCUGACGCAGCUCGACGUAUCACAGAACAGCUUAACCACCGUACCAUCUGCCGCAUACAGAAAUCUACAUCAGCUUCUCAUCCUGAACAUGAACCACAAUAAAAUAAGCAGUUUACACAGCAGAGCGUUCCAGGGACUUGACACCUUGGAAAUCCUCACCUUGUAUGAGAAUAAAAUAACAUCGAUCGAUUCAGAGGCUUUUCUUGGCUUGGAGAAAAAGCUGAAACGGCUGAAUUUGGGAGGAAACAGUCUGACGGAAAUUCCACAAAGGGCUCUGGCCCCUCUGGAUAUGCUGAAAAAGCUCGAGCUGCAAGAGAAUAGGAUUUCUCAGAUAAGCGAGGGCGAUUUCGCAGGUCUGAAAAAUUUGGAUUCGCUCGGUUUGGCGCAUAAUAGCCUGAAGGAAAUUCCAUCUAGAGUAUUCUCUCAUCUUACACUUCUGAAUUCCCUCGAAUUAGAUGGCAACAACAUUGAUACGAUUCAUCCUGAAGCUUUUGCUGGAUUAGAAGAAAACUUGCAGUAUUUACGACUAGGUGAUAACAAAAUCCAUACGAUCCCAACUGAAGCCUUGAAGAGGCUGCACAGGUUGCGUCAUCUGGAUUUAAGGUCUAACAACAUCAGUUAUAUUUCCGAGGAUGCUUUUGCUGGCUACGGAGACUCCAUCACAUUCCUCAAUCUUCAGAAAAAUGACAUCAAUACCUUAUCUGGAAUGACAUUCGAUAAUUUGAAUUCCCUGGAAACAUUGAAUCUUCAAAACAACAAACUUCUUCAUGUACCAGAAGAAGUUAUGGAGAAUGUUUUGGACACACUCCGAGUGAUCGAUUUGAUGGACAAUCCUUUGAUAUGCGACUGCGAUCUUCAAUGGUACAGAAAUUGGAUAAAGGGGCUGAAAGAUAAGGAUGACGAGAUGAUGCAGAAAAAGAGGACUGUAUGUUUAUACUCUCAGGAUCAAAGGGAGUACAGUUUGCAGUCUCUACCCCUAGAAAAGAUGAACUGUGUAAUCAAAUCUUACGAUUCUCUGAACAACAAUGGAAAAUCAGCCAGAAUUGAGUUAAUGGCGCCAAUAACCAUAAGUGUUUUAGCUUGCACCGUGAUAUUCUUUUAACGAAAGAUUUGGAGAGAAUCGAUUAGUCUUUAAGGAUAUUCUGAAUUUGAUCUUAUACCACGAAAAGUGUUAUAGGAAAAUUUUCAGGCUAUUUUAAUUUUGUUGUAGUUCGAGUAAUGGUAGAAUAUAGUCCGUAGUUAGUUUCUGAUAGGAUCAAAAAAUUAGGUAAAUAUAUUUUUUAUUCACGAACGUCAUGAGGUUCUUUGAUAUUUUAUUUCUACUCUGUAGCAUAAAAAGUAAUGUAAACGUUUCUCUUAGUUGUUCUAUUUCGAAAGAUAUCCAGAAACCGCUUUUCUAAGCUAGAUCAAUUCAAAUUUCUCCAAAUUUUCAGUGUUCAAUAUUGGACUGUGUAGUUGGAAUGUGAAGAAUUUAUAUCGAAACAUAUCAAACAUUUCGAGAUGAAAGUAUGAGGUCACAAACGUUAAGGAACUUUUUCAAUAUAAAAGUAUUGGACAGUUUUCAUCCUCAUUUUUCUCUCGAAUGAAGAGGUAACUUUUGGACUGAUUCAGGAGUACCACCGUUUCAUUGAUGUCCCAAUAUCCUGUAGUAGUUGUCAAUUUAUCUAUCUAUCUUGAUGUACGCUAGAUGUAGAGUCUUUCUUCUGAAUGUAUUCUGAGUCAUUUAAUUAUUUUACGAUUUUUAUGUUGAAUCCUUAUUUGAUAUCGCACACCAAGCCUUAAUAUUGGGACAAGCAGUAUUCUGCUUGAGUAACAUAUCGUGGUGGAUACUUGAAAUUUAUCCAUAUCAUACGUGCCGCAAUAAGUAGGUGGAAAAAUUAUCGGGAAAUUCUCGAUCAUCGGUAUCUGAACGUUUCACGAGACAGGGAAAUUCUCUAAGGGGAAUUUUCUGAACGCGAUGUACCGAUUUUGAAUUAAAUUGCAUCAGCCAAAACUUGUGAGCUUGAUAUAAUCAUAUCAUUAGAUUUAAAGUACCUAUAUUUAAUAUAUAUUAUAUAAUUGGUAAGUAAUAGAUCAGAGUUUGGUACAUUCAUUUAUGCACUAAGUACAGUGUGAUAGUAAAAUUCCUUCUGAUCAAUUGUAACGCAAAAAUUCGAUGUUCAUUGUGACUGAAAUAGCUCUACCCGUACCUUAACCAUCUAGAGAAUAGAUUCUUCCACCUUUUGAGGGUAAAUGUGGGUUGUUUUGAUAACUCGAACAGAUUUUUGGAUAGGAAUAUGAAUGUCAAUUAUUGGUCUGACAUACUAACCAUACAUAUCAGCAUAAAAACCUGAAAUCUCAUUGAGUGCGAAUGCCAUCUGGGAAUUUCAAAAUGAGAAGAUUCUGAUUGGAAUUCAGGUUUCAAAUUCCCAAACCUUUGCGCGGUUACCAUUGAAAAAUUUGGGAUUUUACCGGGAAAAUUAAAAAUUUUCCCCAUCAUCUAACAUAUCAUUUUCCGAUGUCUGCGAUAAAAUAUAUGUACACGUAUUGUCAAAGAUAUUUUGUAGGGUUAUAAGAAGUAAAAUAUGAAAAUUUGACGAGCGAGAGAUAUUUUAGUGAAGAAGUUUAUUGCAACCCUGUCCUCUCUGACAGCGUUGCCAGACCAUUUCAAGACAUAUCUGAUCGCGACGUUGCCGAGCUACACGUUUUUAUGUCAAGCUCAAAGAAACCAUCAGAUUUAAUAUUUUUCUAAUAUUCUAGUGUCAGGUCGUUAUCACAUAAAAACGUGUAGGAAACGUCCGAUCGCGUAACAUUUUUACGAUUUUACCAUAUAUGAUAUUUCUGGUAGGUGUUAUAACUGUGCACUACAUUGAAUAUCCAGAGUUAGGUUAUAUUCAUCUUUGACAAAAUGGCUGUUGUGUUUUGUGUCAUAAUAUAUCCCAGUUAAUACUAUUCAAUGUUUCAGAAAUGUAAUAUUCUAUGUAUAAUGUGAAACUUAAAUAAAGAGAAAGUUUACGCUGA
This is a messenger RNA of Coccinella septempunctata (seven-spotted ladybird), 3555 nucleotides long. RefSeq names its product insulin-like growth factor-binding protein complex acid labile subunit. The record is from RefSeq and is a predicted model, not a curated record. Lineage: Eukaryota; Metazoa; Arthropoda; Insecta; Coleoptera; Coccinellidae. The transcript is spliced from 9 exons. Gene Ontology annotation, cellular component: extracellular matrix. Gene Ontology annotation, molecular function: protein binding. The coding region runs from base 197 to 1657 and encodes 486 amino acids.